Messenger RNA from Misgurnus anguillicaudatus (oriental weatherfish), 2090 nucleotides. Lineage: Eukaryota; Metazoa; Chordata; Actinopteri; Cypriniformes; Cobitidae. The record is from RefSeq and is a predicted model, not a curated record.
UACUGGCUGCAUCAUGCGCUCGUGAGUCUUAACGUCUCUCUUGAGCAGCGUGGGAGCCAUCUGGUGACCCGUAAGGCAGAGGCGUCAUGUUUGGUGACGCUGCAGGGGUUGAUAGCAGAGACAGGGGCAGGAUCAGUUGUGGCAACUGCCCUGUAUGAGCCGUGGCUGAAGGAACGAGAUGACAACGUGUGGGAGACACUGGAAAAACAAGGAAUUAAGUGCCACGUCUACCACUCCUACUGUUUAAGAGACCCAUACACGGUCACCACGCGGGGUGUUGGACUAAGAGGUAUUGGUUCUGUUUCCCACUUCAUGAGCUGCUGUCAGCAGAAUCCUGUCAGUUCACCGAGUACUCCGCUGGAUUCCCCUGGCGCUCUGCCUGUUCCCUCAUCAUGGCCUCAGGGAUGCCCACUCGUAGACCUGGGGCUGGCACGUAUGCCCCGCAGAAAAGAUGGCACUGAGAUCGACUGGGCUGUGAACAUUCGGAGCUCAUGGGACUUCAGUGAGGAAGGGGCACAUGCUUGUCUUGAGGCUUUCCUACGAGAUGGUGUGUACCGGUAUGAGAAGGAGUCAAGUCGAGCAGAUUCCCCAAACACCAGCUCUCUGUCUCCCUAUCUGCAUUUCGGGCAGCUGAGUGCACGCUGGGUGUUAUGGGAUGCCCGUGGGGCUCGCUGCCGACCUCCGAAAUUCCAGCGCAAACUAGCCUGGAGGGAUUUGGCGUACUGGCAGCUUUGUCUUUUUCCAGACCUGCCCUGGGAGUCGGUCAGACCACCAUACAGGGCUCUCCGCUGGAGUUCAGAUCGUACCCAUCUGAAAGCAUGGCAGCGUGGGGGCACAGGAUACCCGCUGGUAGAUGCAGCAAUGAGACAACUGUGGCAAACCGGCUGGAUGAACAACUACAUGAGACACGUGGUGGCCUCCUUCCUCAUUGCCUAUCUGCAUUUACCUUGGCAGGAAGGAUAUCGCUGGUUUCAGGAUACGCUGGUAGAUGCUGAUGUGGCCAUAGAUGCAAUGAUGUGGCAAAAUGGAGGAAUGUGUGGUCUGGAUCACUGGAAUUUCGUCAUGCACCCUGUUGAUGCAGCGCUGACCUGCGACCCCUAUGGGAAUUAUGUGCGGCAGUGGUGUCCUGAACUAAAGGAUCUUCCUGAUGACCUCAUCCAUAAACCCUGGAAAUGUCCAGCCUCAAUGCUGCGAAGAGCAGGUGUGAUCUUAGGGGAAAAUUACCCAGAACGGACUGUUGUUGAUCUUGAGGAGCGACGUGCACAGUCUCUUCAGGAUGUCACGUCUGUGAGAAGGUGUUUUAAAGAGUUUGUAGACCAGCGCUCAGGCUGUGAUCUGGUCCCUCUGCCUCCCAGACUCGUGCAUGAAGCUUUAGAUGGUAGAGAGGACGUUAUGAUUUGUGAAGGAUCGGGGUUCCUCCUUCCAGUAAUCACACGCAUGGAGUUCAAACAUCAGUUUGAUGGUCCAGACGGUCAAAGCAACCCGCACAGUGCCGUGUUAAAGGGUUACGUCAGCCGUAAGCGUGAUGAAACGAUCGCUUUUUUGAACGAGCGAGACUUUACGGCAAGUGUGAUGAGUGAGAACGCACAGCGUAGAGAGAGGUUAGAGAGAGACUGUCGUCUUCUGGAGGGUCUGCCUCCCCCCACAGCAUCACGAGGACGGGCCAGGCGGACCUCAACCAGAGACACUUACAGCAAAGUGCCUGGAGGUGUCACCAUUCCCCACAAAUAACAGAUUAACUGUAAACCUUUCCACUCUUUUAAAAUGAUUGUGGUUACAUUUGUUACAAUGAGGAAUAUUUAUUGAAACUUUCUUUACUUUGGUUGGUUUUUAUUCUACAAAGAAUCUGUUUAGGUUUUUUUCACUCAUGCCUAAGCUAGUAUUGCUUGUAUCUCAGGUAGGGGUGUCUCAAUAUACCGGUAUUGACAAUACCAUUACAUAAACCCCAAAUGUUUACAGAUAUCACGGAAAUACCACACAUGUCAAUAUCGUAAAAAAUCAGCAACCAUUGACAUUUUUACCUUAAGAGCCAGAGUGGUGUUUUUCUGUCUCUACUCUUGUUUUUUUUUAGUAUAAUUUAUUGACAAAAA